GCCAACCCGGAACCUAGACGCCUCAUCUCCACAAUGAUUUUUUGAGUUACAGUUUAUAACUUAUUAGAGUUUGCAUUUCGAGGUCAACAUUGCAUCGCGAGUGACGGUCCCCCCUCAUUGGUGGCUAUGGGGAACCUAAUCAAGGUCCUGACGCGGGACAUAGACAACAACACUGGCAACUUCUUCUUGGACUUUGAAAAUGCCCAGCCUACAGGGCCGGAGAGGAAGGUGUGGGACCAGGUGAACGAGGUGCUGGUGGAGGCCAUGCAGGUCCUGGAGGAUCUGCAGUCCUAUAGUGGUGCAGGAGAGGCCAUCAGACAGGCCAUCCAGAACCCGAAUGAGGAGGGAGUGCAGGAGAAAACCUGGGCAGCCGUGGUUCCAUUGGUGUGCAAGCUGAAGAAGUUCUACGAGUUCUCCCUUAAGCUGGAGGGUGCACUGCACGGCCUGCUGAGCUCCCUGACGAGCACGCGCUGCAGUCCCACGCAGCACCUGGAGCAGGAGCAGGCGUUGGCGCGGCAGUUUGCCGAGAUCCUGCACUUCACGCUGCGCUUCGAUGAGCUCAAGAUGACCAACCCGGCCAUCCAGAAUGACUUCAGCUACUACCGGAGGACCCUGAGCCGCAUGAGGAUCAACAACGUGUCCGCAGAGGAGAAAAAUGAAGUCAACAAUGAGCUGGCCAAUCGCAUGUCUCUCUUCUAUGCCAAUGCCACCCCUAUGCUGAAAACAUUAACCGACGCCACAACAAAGUUUGUAUCAGAGAAUACAGAUUUACCGCUGGAAAACACCACAGACUGCCUCAGCACGAUGGCCUGUGUGUGCAAAGUGAUGCUGGAAACACCGGAGUACCGUACCCGCUUCGCCAGUGAGGACACAGUGCUGUUCUGUCUGCGCGUGAUGGUGGGAGUCAUUAUACUGUAUGACUUUGUCCACCCUGCCGGGGCCUUCGUCAAGUCCUCCAAAAUAGAUAUGAAAGGAUGCAUCAAAGUCCUGAAAGAUCAGCCACCCAAUAGUGUGGAUGGUCUCCUAAAUGCUCUCAGGUACACAACAAAACAUUUGAGUGAUGAAACUACUUCCAAACAAAUUAAAAACAUGCUGCAAUAAUGAACUGAGUCAUCUCUGAAGAGCAGUCCUGGAAUGAGCCUGACGAGAGCUGACCCUGGAGCAGAAACCCAAUGGGAUCUUUCGACCCAGACAGGGGUGUCUGGUGCGAGUUGGGGAAAGAAAUGGACGUGUACAGUCUUCCCAUUCUAUUCCUUGUAUUUUAGCUAAGACUAUUUACAUUCCACUGUGCCUUUAGACCCAACCAAGUGCAUGUUAUUAAACUGGUCUUCUCUUUUCAUUUGAUGACAAAAUUCGCCUGCCCAAAUAUUGAUGUAAAAGAUUUGUAGCUGCACCAGCUGUGAGAUAUUUUGCGCUUAGGAAAAGCCAUGAAGAUAUGGCAGCUAUCUGUUCCAACUGUAUACGUUUUGUAUAAAAUUCUACGCUGUUUUUGACUGUAUACAAUUAUGGUAUACAGCAGGGUACACAGUAAUAAAUUGUUUGAUUUUUUAGUGUGUGUCUUUAUCCACAAAUCAUGAUAGUCUUGUCAAACUGUUGUUCUGUAACUUUGUGUGGUUAUCAGCUUUGAGGUGGAUGUUGAAUUUCAUGAGCCCAGUAUUCAGUAUCCCUGUGUUUCUUGAUUUUUUUCUGAGAAUAUUUUUGUACAUGGUAAAAAAUUGAAGAGCAAAUAAAAAAGAAACUCUUCAA
Alosa alosa (allis shad) is the source of this 1746-nucleotide messenger RNA. It is a transcript of the gene cyriba, whose product is annotated as family with sequence similarity 49 member Ba. The transcript is spliced from 11 exons. NCBI's taxonomy places the organism in Eukaryota, Metazoa, Chordata, Actinopteri, Clupeiformes, Clupeidae. Gene Ontology annotation, molecular function: small GTPase binding. The record is from RefSeq and is a predicted model, not a curated record. Gene Ontology annotation, biological process: regulation of actin filament polymerization; positive regulation of T cell activation. Bases 127 to 1101 code for a protein of 324 amino acids.